UUAACCAAACAUGCCCUGAAACUUUGAUCAGACAGACUCUUCCGUUUCAUCGUCUCCAAUUAUCCCCAAAAUCGCUAAUAAAACACACACAAUCAUCUUCUAAUCAAAUCACAAAUAUCUCCAUUAAUCGCAUAUAAACCUAUUUCAAACCCUAGUUUUGUGUAUGCACGAAGAUGGAAUUUGAGUUUUUCGAUGAGGAUGUUCAGGAUGAUUAUGCGUUUGCAGCUGAAGAUAUCAGUAAUGAGCAACUAGUGUUGGAGGGUGAUGAAGGUCAAAGAUGUGGGAUUUGCAUGGACGUUGUUGUGGAUAGAGGAGUGUUGGAUUGCUGUCAGCACUGGUUCUGUUUUACAUGUAUUGACAACUGGGCAAGUAUCACGAACCUAUGUCCACUUUGCCAGAAUGAAUUUCAAACAAUCACUUGCGUUCCUGUAUAUGAUACUAUUGGAGGCAUCCAGCCUGAUGACGGUUCAUCAUAUUUAAGAGAUGAUGACGAUGAUGAUGCGUGGAGUGUUGAAGGAAAUAAUAACACUCUUUCUUUUCCAUCAUAUUAUAUCGAUGAAAAUGCAGUCAGCUGUUUGGAAGGAGCCAGCUGUAAAAUUCGAGGCCAGUCAGUUAAUAUUGAAGAAGAUCCAGAUCUCGAUACAUCAAUUGCUUGUGAUUCAUGUGACUUGUGGUAUCAUGCGAUAUGUGUCGGAUUUGAUACUGACGGGAAUUGUGAGAAUUCAUGGCUGUGCCCAAGGUGUUUAGUUGACGAGACAUUGAAACAGUCAGAGCUGUCGCCAAUCAGUCAACAUGAACCUUCGGCGGAUGCUACUUUUCCUAUGAACGUGUCGGUGUCUGUUGCUGAUGCAGGAGAGACAGCUGUCGUUGUCUCUAAUAUUAACGGAAAUCAACAUACCAAUCAAAACAUGUUGUCAAGCGCAUACACAAGCAUGGACGUGGAAAUUGGGAAACAAGAGAACGUAGAAACGGAUCAGAUAUUUUUGUCAACUUCAAAUGUUUGUGAAGAUAAAUGCAAAUUAGAAAAACCAUUACCUGAUAUUAUUAAGAAGCCUAAGAUAGAGGCAGUAGAACUAGACGUUCGUUUACCGCUCUCUGCGUUGAACGGAAGCUGUAUGGAAGAAACAAGUGAACCAAGUGUCCCGAACGAAUUAAGAAGUACAGAGUCGUAUGAGAAAAUCAGCAGUAACGUGUCUGAUAAAACCGAAACAAGCGGAGAAGUGGAAAAGAAGAAAGUUUCUAAAAUGUCUAGGCUACCAGCUGACAAAAACCCUAACAAGACGGAAAAAGCUAGUGGAAGCACAGGUGCAAAGAGAAAGCAAAGAGACUACAGUGCUGCGGAAAGUGAAACCAAAACAAAGAUGCAGAACAAUACACCCUCAAAGCUAGUUAAAACCGACCGGAGUCGAGUUCCUCAUUCUACGAACGAAGCUAAUGAUUCCGGAACUAGAAUCAUGAGGAAGCGAAAGGUCGAGACCGAUAUACGAGAUAUAGUUCAAGGAACAUACCGCGUACCUUCAAAGCGACUUGCAUCCGAAGAAACCUCAUCUGGGCUGCGGAUAAAAAAGAUCAUGAGACGAUCAACCCAAAAUAACGAGUCGUUAACGGAAGUUCAAAAUUUAAGGAAAGAAAUUCGAGAGGCUAUACGUAACAGAUCGUCUAAAGAGGUUGGAGAUAAUGUUUUUGAUCCGAAGCUUUUGGCUGCGUUCAGAACUGCUUUGACUGGUCAAACAUCUGAAACGAAAAGACCACCACCGUUAGAUGUGAAAGCAAAGAAGGCCUUGUUACAGAAGGGAACCGUACGUGAAAAUUUGACGAAAAAAAUUUACGGGAUUGGUGGAAAACGCAAACGAGCGUGGACCCGUGAUUGCGAGAUUGAAUUUUGGAAGCACCGAUGCGCAAAAGUAUCAAAACCUGAAAAAAUCGAAACUUUGAAGUCGGUUCUUGAUCUGUUACGAAAGGGUCCUGACGUCACGGAAAUAAAAAAGGAAAAUACGGUAGAGGCCCCUAAUUUGAUUCUCUCGCGGUUGUACGUUGCAGAUGCAUCGGUUUUUCCAAGGAAGGAUGAUAUUAAACCGCUUUCUUCGCUAAACGAUAAAUCUCCGGAAAUAACUGGUUCUUUGAUUAGCAAGGAGACCAAGAAAGUCAAUCCGAAAGUCAACCCGAAUAAAAGCUCGGACCGAUCAUCCAGAUCUACAGGUGGGUCCUCUUUGAAUGCCCAGAGGGAAACGAGUAGUGGGCCCACUGAUGUUAAAGUGGACAAAAAGAAAUGGGCUUUGGAGGUUCUUGCUAGAAAGACUGCUGUUUCCGGAAACAGUUCCUCACAGGGUCAAGAUAAUGCGGUGCUUAAAGGAAAUUAUCCACUACUGGCUAAACUACCAGCAGAUAUGCGGCCAAAUUUGGCACCGAGUCGCCAUAAUAAAAUCCCAAUUUCAGUUAGGCAGGCUCAACUUUACCGUCUCACUGAGCAUUUUCUGAAAAAAACAAACAUGCCGGUCACUCACCCGACUGCAGAAAUCGAGUUAGCUGUCGCAGACGCCAUUAACGUUGAAAAGGCAGUUGCUGAUAGAUCCAACAGUAAACUCGUAUACGUCAAUUUAUGCUCCCAAGAGUUAUUACGUAGAUCAGACACUGUCGAUUCUACUGGUCCGGAAUCUACUGGUCCGGAAUCGGAACCUAAUACAGACCCGAAAACCGCAACCAAUGAUGAUCAUCCUACCAGUGCUGACGUGGAUGUAGAUGUAGAUGUUGAUGUCGAUGAAGCACUUAGAAAUGCUGGUCUCGUGUCGGAUAACGAAACAGAUGAUACACAUGAAGAAGACGGUCCUGAUAAUGUGUUUGAAAUGGUUUCUCAACCGGAACUUGAUAUAUACGGAGAUUUUGAGUAUGAUCUGGAGGAUGAUGACUUUAUCAGUACUAAUGCGGUAACAGUUACAUCCUCUAAGGUUCAACAAGAAGAUACGAAAAUAAAAAUGGUUUUUUCUACGCUUGACUUUGACAAGUCAAGUAACGAUUGGCGUCUUGAGGAUCAUGAAGCGGUUGAAAAUGUAAAAGACGAUAAUACGAAAGAGAAAAGUUUACUAAACGAAGGAGGUGAAGAUGAAUGUGAAGAAUUAUACGGUCCUGAUAAAGAACCUCUUGUUAAGAAGUAUCCGGAAAUAAAGCUGCCGGAUUUCGUAACUGAAAACAAUAAUCCGGAAGUUAAAGGCGAACAAGAAUCAAAUGUAGAAUCGAAGGCUUGUGAUCUACCUAAUGGAAAUCGCUCGGAAAUAAAGCCUCGCGACACUAAAGAAAUGAAGGAGAAAUCUGACGUUGACAAGAAACAGCAGUCUGACAAACGCAGUUCUGUGUUUAAGAAGGUUGAAGCGUAUAUAAAAGAGCACAUCAGACCGUUGUGCAAGAGUGGGGUGAUCACAGUCGAACAAUAUAGAUGGGCGGUUGCAAAAACAACCGACAAAAUCAUGAAGUACCAUUCAAAAGAUACCAAUGCUAAUUUCCUCAUUAAGGAAGGCGAAAAGGUUAAGAAACUUGCUGAACAGUAUGUAGAAUCUGCGCAAAAUCUAGAAAAUAACAAACAGAAGGCUUAAGAUUUCUGAAUCGUUCGUAUCAUCCGAGACCACCCACAAGCUGUUUUCGGGUUUUGCGAUCCUUAACAAUGCAUACGACAAAAUCUUAUUGAGCAGACUGCCGGAAAAGGUGAAGCUGUGUUUGUCAAUGAUUUAUGAACAUGGUGUUCGCCCUUGCUCGGGUUUCGAAGUUAAAAAAUCCUAUGAUUGUAUCUUGUUGAGGCCGCCCGAGAGGUUAUUUAAUUUUCGGGUUUGUAAAGCUCUAAAGAAUGCAUGAGUAUGUUUCAGGGAGCCAAGAAAUAUUAGCAGAUCGAUGCUUGAGUGGGCUUGUAUAUUGUAGAAUAGAUAAAAAAAAAUGUUGCCUUUUUUGUUGCAUUUUCAAACAAGAAUUUAUCAAUUUCAUACUUCAAACA
This is a messenger RNA of Helianthus annuus (common sunflower), 3979 nucleotides long. RefSeq lists its product as uncharacterized. NCBI's taxonomy places the organism in Eukaryota, Viridiplantae, Streptophyta, Magnoliopsida, Asterales, Asteraceae. The record is from RefSeq and is a predicted model, not a curated record. The transcript is spliced from 16 exons. Gene Ontology annotation, biological process: protein ubiquitination. Gene Ontology annotation, molecular function: ubiquitin protein ligase activity. Bases 174 to 3587 code for a protein of 1137 amino acids.